AUGAAGUCCAAGACCAUUGCAAGGCAGAACAUCAAAGGCGUCCACAUUUCGAACUACGACAUUGUCCGGGUGUUGGGCAAAGGCAGCUUCGGAGUCGUUCGACUAGUACGCGAGAAGAGCGACAACACCGGCAAUUCCAGUGGCAGCAGCUCUGAUUCCGGGUGCAACAGCAACGUUCCUGCUUCCCAGCUUGGGCUAAGGCCUGCUCCGCCAGUACGUAAGGUCAAACAGGUCUACGCCAUGAAGGUCAUCCGAAAGUCAGACAUGCUUCGGAAUAGCCAGGAAGGCCAUCUACGUGCAGAACGAGAUUUCUUAGUAGCAUCUGAGAACUCGCGCUGGGUCGUGCCUUUGGUCGCGUCAUUCCAAGAUAACAACAACCUCUACCUCGUGAUGGAGUAUAUGAUGGGCGGUGACUUCCUUGGUUUGCUUCUGCGAGAAGAUAUACUCGACGAGAAUGUGGCGAAGUAG
This is a messenger RNA of Macroventuria anomochaeta, 468 nucleotides long. RefSeq names its product Pkinase-domain-containing protein. The record is from RefSeq and is a predicted model, not a curated record. The transcript has a single exon. NCBI's taxonomy places the organism in Eukaryota, Fungi, Ascomycota, Dothideomycetes, Pleosporales, Didymellaceae. Gene Ontology annotation, molecular function: ATP binding; protein serine/threonine kinase activity. The coding region runs from base 1 to 468 and encodes 155 amino acids. Gene Ontology annotation, biological process: intracellular signal transduction; peptidyl-serine phosphorylation.